AUGGUUGGUCUUUCGCGUGUGUUGGCCAGCUCAUGGCUGUUGCCCGCGGUGUACGGGGCGACGCAGAUAUCCACGUCGGCGUAUGUUCAAACCACCCUGCCCGCCAGUGUCGAUAAUGGUGAGAACUUGUUAGCCAACAUUGAUGACCCCAACGCGAUCAAUGCUCAGUCCGCGUGUCCGGGUUAUCGCGCCACGGACGUCAAGACCUCGACGCGAGGGUUGACGGCGACAUUGAAGUUGGCUGGUAAGGCUUGCAACGCCUACGGUGACGAUGUGGAAACGCUUGACUUUACGUUGGAGUAUCAGUCGGCCUCGCGCGUGAACAUCCAGAUCACGCCCUCCUACGUCGAUGCCACCAACGCGUCGUGGUAUCAGCUCUCCGAGGACGUGGUUCCGCGUCCCAAGGCCGAGAAGGAUGCCAGCGCCAAGGAUAGCCAGCUCGAUGUGACCUGGACCAAUGAACCGUCCUUUGGCUUCAAGGUGGCCCGCAAGGCCACCGGAGAUGUCCUAUUCGAUACGACGGGCUCAACGCUGGUGUACGAGAAUCAGUUCAUUGAGUUUGUCACCGGGUUGCCCCAGGACUACAACUUGUAUGGUCUGGGUGAGCACAUUCAGCAAUUGCGUCUGCUGAAGAAUGCUACUCUGACUCUCUAUGCCGCUGAUACGGGUGAUCCGAUCGACCAAAACACCUACGGAUCGCACGCCUUCUACUUGGACACUCGCUACUACGAGGUCAACGGUCACGGUCACCACACUCUGAUCUCCAGCGACCAGGCCAAAGCCCACAAGAACUACGCUUCAUACUCUCAUGGCGUCUUCCUGCGCAAUGCCCACGGCCAGGAGGUCCUUCUCGGCGAUGAGAAGCUCACCUGGCGCACUCUGGGCGGAAGCAUUGACUUGACCUUCUACGCCGGACCGACCCAGCGAGAGGUGACCAAGGACUACCAGCUGAGCACCAUUGGCCUGCCCGCCAUGCAGCAGUACUUUACCUUUGGUUAUCACCAGUGCCGCUGGGGCUAUUCCAACUGGUCUCAGGUGGCCGAGGUCGUUGCCAACUUUCAAAAGUUUGAGAUUCCUCUGGAGAAUAUCUGGAACGACAUUGACUACAUGAAGGGUUAUCGGGACUUUGAGAAUGACCCAGAGCGCUUCGCUUACGACGAGGGUGCCGAGCUUCUGGACAAGCUGCACAAGAGCGGCAUUCACUACAUUCCUAUCGUGGACUCGGCUCUCUAUAUCCCCAACCCGGACAACUCUUCUGAUGCUUACGACACCUAUACACGCGGUGCGGAGAUGGAUGUCUUCCUGAAGAACCCCGACGGUAGCACCUACAUCGGUGCCCCCAACUCUACCGAGUUUUGGUCCAACGAGCUGGUCGAGUGGCACGGCAAGGUUGCCUUUGACGGUAUCUGGAUUGACAUGAGCGAAGUUUCCUCUUUUCUGGUCGGCAGCUGUGGUACUGGCAAGCUCAGCCAGAAUCCCGUUCACCCUCCCUUCUCUCUGCCCGGCGAGCCUGGAAACGUCCUCUUCGACUACCCCGAGGCUUCAACAUCACCAACGCCACCGAGGCUGCCUCUGCCUCUGCCGGAGCGGCCAGCCAGGCCUCUGCGGCUGCUAGUUCGGCCGGCACUGCAUCCGCCACGACUACGCCGUACUUGCACACCACCCCGACCCCGGGCGCGCAACGUCAAUCAUCCUCCCUAUGUGAUCAAUCACGCACAGACCGGCCACGAUCUCGCCGUGCAUGCCGUCUCCCCUAACGCGACUCACCACGAUGGUGUGCAAGAGUACGAUGUUCACAACCUCUUUGGCCACUCGAUCCUCCGUGCCACCUACGAGGGUCUUCUCAAGGUCUUCCCCAGCAAGCGUCCAUUCAUCAUCGGCCGCUCCACCUUUGCCGGAACCGGUAAAUGGGCUGGUCACUGGGGCGGUGACAAUGCCUCCAAGUGGGCCUACAUGUUCUUCUCCAUCCCCCAGGCACUCCAGUUCUCUCUCUUCGGUAUCCCCAUGUUCGGUGUCGACACCUGCGGCUUCAACGGCAACACCGACGAGGAGCUUUGCAGCCGCUGGAUGCAGUUGUCCGCCUUCUUCCCCUUCUACCGCAAUCACAAUGUGCUCUCUGCGAUCAGCCAGGAGCCAUAUCAGUGGGCUUCCGUCACCGAGGCCUCCAAGGCUGCCAUGAAGAUUCGUUACGCCCUUCUGCCGUACAUGUACACUUUGUUCCAGCAGGCGCACACCACUGGAUCCACCGUCAUGCGUGCCCUGGCCUGGGAGUUCCCCAAUGACCCUACUCUGGCGGCGGUCGACACUCAGUUCCUUCUGGGACCCUCUCUCAUGGUGGUUCCUGUGCUGGCUCCCCAGGCGGAUUCCGUCAAGGGUGUCUUCCCCGGCGUCAAGCACGGCGAGGUUUGGUACGACUGGUACACUCAGACCACCGUCGAGGCCCAGCCCUACGUCAACACCACCAUCCCCGCUCCACUAGGAGCCUGCUCUGACCACCCGCGAUGCCCGCAACACCCCUGGACUCUGCUCACGGCUCUCGGUGAGAAGGGCGAGGCCACCGGUGAGCUCUACCUCGACGACGGUGAGAGUCUCCAGCCCAACGCAACCCUCACGGUCACCUUCAAGGCUACCAAGUCCAGUCUCCAUGCGGAACCCUGCGGUAACUGGCGCGAGAAGAACCCCCUUGCCAAGGUUGACAUCUUGGGUGUGACCCACAAGCCUCAUGCGGUGACGCUCAACGAUAUAGCUAUCCCUGCUUCGUCUGUUCACUAUAACUCUACUUCUAAUGUCCUGUCCGUUACUGGACUAGAGAAGUUGACCACCAAGGGUGCCUUUGCUAGCAGCUGGGUCAUGAAGUGGUAG
Penicillium oxalicum is the source of this 2862-nucleotide messenger RNA. Its product is annotated as glycoside hydrolase family 31 protein. Gene Ontology annotation, biological process: carbohydrate metabolic process. The record is from RefSeq and is a predicted model, not a curated record. The transcript has 6 exons. Gene Ontology annotation, molecular function: hydrolase activity, hydrolyzing O-glycosyl compounds; carbohydrate binding. NCBI's taxonomy places the organism in Eukaryota, Fungi, Ascomycota, Eurotiomycetes, Eurotiales, Aspergillaceae. Bases 1 to 2862 code for a protein of 953 amino acids.